CAGGCCGCUGCAGUGCUCAGCGGGGCCUGCAGCUCUCACUGGCAUCUGCACCCGGGCAGGGACCGGCGGCUCAUCCGCCCCAGCCACUGGCUGGGCAGAGGUGCCAGGGCGUUGGCAUCCCACUGACCUGCCCUGGGACGGCAGCUGGGCGCUCUGGAGCCAGGGGAUUGGACCCUUCUCCUGGGGGACAGAUGGGGGUCAAGGCGAUGGCCACCUCCUGCCCGCCCCAGCACUGAUCGCACCGGAGCGCCCCCUGCGGCCGAGGGAGACGCGCCGGGAAGGAACUGAGCCUGGCGCCAUGGCCCCCUGGCCUGUGGCCCUGCUCCUGCUCAGCCUGGUGGGGCUGGCGCAUUCGGAGAGUCGUGCGGAGGAGCCGGGGCGGAGCCGGGGGGGGCGGGCGGCCGAACCCCCCCCCGGGGCCAAGUGCACCUACACGUUCAUCCUGCCGCAGCAGAAGUUCACGGGGGCCGUGUGCUGGAGCAGCGUGCGAGCCGCCCCCGAGCCGCCGGUGCCCAACGGCAGCGAGACGCGGGCGCUGCAGGAGGUGCUGGGCCGGCAGCAGGCCGAGCUGCAGCGGUUGCGGGGGCUGGUGGAGGUGGACGGCGCCCUGGUGAGCGAGGUGAAGGCCCUGCGCAAGGAGAGCCGCGCCAUGAACGCCCGCGUGGGCCAGCUCUACGCCCAGCUGCUGCACGAGAUCCUGCAGCGGCGCCAGCGGCCCGGGCUGCUGGCCCAGCUCGAGGGACGCGUGGCCAACGCCUCGGACCAGGCGCUGCGGCUGGCCACCGGCUACCGCCAGCUGGAGCUGCGCUACCAGGCGCUGGCCGCCCUCGUCAACAACCAGAGUGCCCUCAUCGCGCGGCUGGAGCGGUGGUGCCAGGGGGGUGCCGGGCCGCCCCCCCCACAGCCCCCCCUGGUGCCGGUCGUGCCCCCCCGCCUGUCUGGCAUCGCCAACGAGAGCCGGGCGUAUUUCGAUGCCGCCGCCCAGCUGCAGAUGGACCAGACGGAGCCAGCGCCCCCCACGCUGCCCCCCAGGGCCCCGGGGCCCUGGCGUGACUGCCUGGAGGCGCGGCGCAGCGGGCACGAGGCCAGCGGGGUGUAUGAGGUGCAGCCGGCGGGCGCGGGCCAGUCCCUGCAGGUCUGGUGCGAGCAGGAGCUCGAGGGUGGGGGCUGGACUGUGAUCCAACGGCGCCAGGAUGGCUCCGUCAGCUUCUUCACCACCUGGCACGACUACAAGCACGGCUUCGGGACGCUGGACGGCGAGCACUGGCUGGGCCUGGAGAGCACCCGCCGGGUGACAGGGCAGGGCCCGGGGCCCUACGCGCUGCGGGUGCUGCUGGAGGACUGGACGGGGCACCAGGCAUACGCCCACUACGACCACUUCGCCCUGGAGCCCGAGAGCGACUCCUACCGGCUGCGGCUGGGCCGGUACCGCGGCAGCGCCGGGGACUCGCUGGCCUGGCAUGACGGCCGCCCCUUCAGCACGCUGGACCAGGACCAUGACGCGUACAGCGGGAGCUGCGCCCACUACCACAAGGGCGGCUGGUGGUACAACGCCUGCGCCCACUGCAACCUCAACGGGGUGUGGUACAAGGGCGGGCACUACCGCAGCCGCUACCAGGACGGCGUCUACUGGGCCGAGUUCCGCGGCGGCGCCUACUCCCUGCGCAAGGUGGUGAUGAUGGUCCGGCCCGCGCUGCCCGCCCCCGAUGCUGCCUGAUACCUGAACCCCCGGAGCCAGCUGUCCCCAACGCCGCCUGACGCCUGAACCCCCGGAGCCUCCCGCCCCCGAUGCUGCCUGAUACCUGAACCCCCGGAGCCUCCCGCCCCCGCUGCUGCCUGAUGCCUGAACCUCCAACGCCGCCCGCCCCCAACACCUGAACCUCCGACGACGCCUGAGCCCCGGAGCCACCCGCCCCUGAUGCCGCCUGACCUCCCGCAGCUGCCCCCCCCGAUGCCUGAGCCCCCAGAACCGCCUGACGCCCGAGCCCCCGGAACCACCCCUCCAUGAUGCACGAGCCCCUAGGCCACCAGCCCACACCUGCGCCACUGGAGCCAUCGUGACGCCCGAGCCCCCAGAGCUGGCAGAGGGAGGGAUCUGGCCCAGGUUCCUCCCAGACACCGCGGAGGGCAGGGAAUCGACAGGGGGCAGCAGAGCAGCCACUGGGCAGGGCUCCCUGUGCCACCCGGUCCCCGCGCCCAGCCCCGCCAGCCCCACAGCGCCCGGGUCGCCGGCUCAGCCAGGUC
Messenger RNA from Malaclemys terrapin pileata, 2244 nucleotides. It is a transcript of the gene ANGPTL6, whose product is annotated as angiopoietin like 6. The record is from RefSeq and is a predicted model, not a curated record. NCBI's taxonomy places the organism in Eukaryota, Metazoa, Chordata, Testudines, Emydidae. The transcript is spliced from 7 exons. The coding region runs from base 299 to 1717 and encodes 472 amino acids.